This is a messenger RNA of Xiphophorus maculatus (southern platyfish), 1764 nucleotides long. RefSeq names its product tetraspanin-33-like (gene tspan33b). Gene Ontology annotation, cellular component: membrane. The transcript is spliced from 8 exons. NCBI's taxonomy places the organism in Eukaryota, Metazoa, Chordata, Actinopteri, Cyprinodontiformes, Poeciliidae. The record is from RefSeq and is a predicted model, not a curated record. The coding region runs from base 103 to 915 and encodes 270 amino acids.
GCAGCCUGUAAACAACCCAACAUAACACACUGACAUGGUGGCUGGUCUGCACAGCGAGGGGCUGAUUCAGUUAAAUGUCAGAUCAGAGAGAAAAAAUCCAAAAUGGACAGAGAAUCGAAUCUGAACCGAGCUGAGACGUUCUCCUUCGUCAACCCAUGGAUCAGAUAUUUCCUCUUCUUCUUCAGCUUCUUGUUUUGGGUUUUCUCGUUGCUGAUUGUUGGAAUCGGGGUUUAUGCCAAAGUCCAGAAAGCUACAGACACGGUGCGGGACACGUUCCUCAUCGACCCAGCUGUCAUCCUAAUUGUGGUGGGGGUGGUGAUGUUCUUCAUCACUUUCUGCGGCUGCAUCGGCGCCCUCAGAGAGAACAUUCGCCUCCUCAAGACGUUUUCCUUCACGCUGACGCUGGUCUUCCUCAUCCAGCUGGUUAUAGCAGUUCUGGGCUUCUUCCACUCUGGUCAGACCCGAGAUGCUCUGGGGAAGUUUGUGAAGAAAGCGAUCGUUCACUACAGGGAUGACCUGGAUCUGCAGAAUCUGAUGGAUUACAUCCAGAAAGAGUUUAAGUGCUGUGGAUGGAACAACUACACCGACUGGUCCUGGAACCUUUACUUCAACUGCUCUGAGGAAAACCCCAGCUCAGAGCGCUGCGCCGUGCCGUACUCCUGCUGCUCUCCGGUUCCUGGAGAGAUGGUGAUCAACACCAUGUGUGGUUUUGGCAUUCAGACGCAGAAGUCCCAGGAAGUAGACAAGUCCAUCUACUCUAUGGGCUGUGCAGACAGCGCGGUGAUGUGGAUGGAGUCUCACCUGCUGCUGGUGGGAGCGCUCACCCUGGGCAUGGCCUUACCUCAGAUUGCCGGCAUUGUGCUGUCCCAGAUCCUGAUCACUCAGAUCCAAAAUGAGAUUGCUUCGCCGUUUUGAGGGCAGAAGGAAGAAAUUCUGGUGCUGAACUCGUCCAAUCAGAGUCAACACAUCUAGAUUACAUAUCCUUUGGCAAAACUGUUUUCAUGCUGUGACACACAUGCAUAGUGCAAAGUAUUUAUUGGUUCUCUCUUUAACUUUUUCAAUACACAUUUCUAUUAGUAAACAUUUGCAAAUAAAUGUGCAAAAUGCUUUGAAUUGUAUAAUAUAACAGAUUUUUCAAACAAUUUCUUCAUAAUGUCACAUUCAAUGAGGAAUGUCCAGGGGCAUGAAGCAUGAUCUGGUUAACGGUGUGGAGCUCCUUCCUGUGGGUUCGAUGUCUCUAAACCCAAACAACAAAAUCAGAUUAGAGCGGCGCUUUGAUGUUUUCACGUGGGACCCGCCCGCGCGCUGCUAUCCUUCUAGCCGUGAAGAGCCAGCGCUUUCUGCGUGAGGCGCUGGGUCAGAGGGGAGUUGGGCCGCACGGCGUCACGCUCCACCAGCAGACAUCUGGGGAAACACAGCAGAGCAGAGACCAACAGAUUCAGCCAGACUUCAAGCUGGGAGAACAACUCCAUCAGUAAUUAAAGUGCAACAUGGUGUCAGAUAUAGAGAAAAUAGCUGGUGUUGUGCACAGAAGACGGGAGGUGGACAGUGAAGAGUAGAACCAAUCAUGUCCAGUAACUUAAGGUCAGAGCCCAAACGUCCUUACAACGUCUCUCCAGCUGACCAUGGAAAUGCAUCCAAAAUGGCCAAAACAUUCGGUUUAAAUUUAACUCCUACCUGCUAACAAGCUAAUUAAGGUUUUGAAAGAAUAUGUUUUUCCUCAUUACAAAGUGUUUAUUUAUAAAAACAAAUAUUUAUAAAGUA